Messenger RNA from Cuscuta campestris, 4406 nucleotides. NCBI's taxonomy places the organism in Eukaryota, Viridiplantae, Streptophyta, Magnoliopsida, Solanales, Convolvulaceae. The record is from the annotation of a GenBank genome assembly.
AAAUACACUCCUCUCACCUGUCUCUUUUUCGCCCAAAUUUUCAACUCUCUCUCUCUCCAGCAAACCCUAACCCCACUCAUCUCCCUCUCGCGCACUCACAGUCGUUGCUGUCGCCUUCAAUUCACGACUUUCUGCUCCACCUUCUCUUUCUCUCUCUAUACAUACACACCACCUGUAUGUAUAUCCGUUAGGGUUUUUGGUCUUUUCACCUGGGCUCUCUUGUUCAAAUGUCCGCCAAUCCAAUAUCUCCACUAUCAGCAUCUGAUGCUGCUACUACUAAGGACUCUGAGGUGGAUUCCUCCUCUGCUACUACCUCCGUUGCAGUUCUCGAAGCUUCCAGGUCUCCUGAGAGGAAGGAGGAGUUUGCCGAAGAAGCGGUUGGAGCUGAGGGGGUGACUGAGACGGCGGAGAUGGCUGCCGCAGCAGUGGACGAUCUAAUGGAGGAGGAUCAUGUGGGUUCCUCGACGGUUUUUUGUAUCCGUCUUAAGCAACCCAGGUCGAAUUUGCUGCAUAAAAUGAGUGUGCCGGAGCUCUGUCGCAAUUUCAGUGCCAUCACGUGGUGUGGAAAGCUGAAUGCCAUAGCAUGUGCAUCUGAAACUUGUGCAAGAAUCCCUAGUUCAAAUGCAAACCCACCGUUUUGGAUCCCCAUACAUAUUGUGAUACCAGAGCGUCCAACUGAAUGUACAGUUUUUAAUGUUAUAGCAGAUUCUCCACGUGAUUCAGUUCAAUUUCUUGAAUGGUCUCCUACAUCUUGUCCUCGUGCUCUUCUUGUUGCUAAUUUCCAUGGAAGAACAACUAUCUGGACUCAACCUUCUCAAGGUCCAGCUAAUCUGAUAAGAGAUUCUAGCUGUUGGCAGAAAGAAUAUGAAUGGCGGCAGGAUAUUGCAGUUGCAACUAAGUGGUUGUCUGGUCUGUCUCCGUAUAGGUGGCUUUCAUCAAGGUCUGGUAGUGCCACAAAGUCAAUAUUUGAGGAGAAAUUCCUUUCGCAGCAACUACAGCCUCCAGCUGGGUGGCCAAAUUUUCUCUGUGUAUGCUCUGUAUUCUUAUCAGGAUCUGUUCAGCUCCAUUGGUCACAAUGGCCACCAGAUCAGAGUUGUCAGCCAUCAAAAUGGUUUUGUUCAAGCAAAGGGCUCUUGGGAGCUGGGCCCAGUGGCAUUAUGGCUGCAGAUGCUAUCAUAACAGAUUCUGGAUCCUUGCACGUGGCAGGUGUCCCAAUUGUGAAUCCAUCAACCGUAGUUGUUUGGGAGGUUAUUCCAGGGCCUGGAAAUGAAUUUCAAGCAACUCAGAAGGCAAGCCUGAGCAGUGGGGUUCCACCAUCACUUAAUCCUCCUUCAUGGGAAGGGUUUUCUCCUCUGGCAGCUUAUUUAUUUAGCUGGCAAGAAUUUUUAUCACAAGAAGCAAAACAAGGGAAAGAAUAUACAGAGCUAGACUACAGUGACAUGGUUGUGCUUCAUUGUUCACCAGUUUCCAACUUUUCUGCAUACGUGAGUCCUGAGGCUGCAUCUCAAUCAGCUACUACCACUACAUGGGGUUCCGGUGUCACCGCUGUUGCAUUUGAUCCCACUCGUGGCGGCUACGUGAUAGCUGUUGUGAUUGUUGAGGGACAGUACAUGUCCCCAUAUGAUCCUGAUGAAGGCCCUUCAGUAACAGGAUGGAGAGUUCAACGUUGGGAAUCAUCUGUGGAGGAUGUUGUUCUCCAUCAAAUAUUUGGUAAUCCGACAGCUAACUUUGGUGGACAGGCUCCCAAGCAGACAGUUUGGGUGAGUAAAGUAAACAAAUGCAUUCCAGCACCUACAGAAUUUAAAGGUCCACGAGCAGCUGGAGCUAUACCUGCGUGUGAUGUGCAAAAUUCAUCAGAUCUUGCUGCUGUGAUGCCAAAGAGGGUCUCUUUUGAUCCUUUUGAUCUUCCAAGUGACAUUAGAACCCUUGCACGGAUUGUUUAUUCUGCUCAUGGAGGUGAAAUUGCAGUUGCUUUUUUGUGUGGUGGGGUUAAUGUUUUCUCAGGUCCAAGUUUCACACCUAUUGAUAGCUACCGUAUAAGUGUUGGGCAUGCAAUUCCUGCUCUUGCAUUCUCUUCAACAAGUUGUUGCUCUGCUACUGUUUGGCAUGACAGCAUAAAAGAUUGUUCCAUGUUGAAGAUAAUUCGUGUCCUCCCUCCUGCCGUUCCAAGUAAUCUGGUGAAAUCUAACUCCGCAAUGUGGGAACGUGCAAUUGCGGAGAGGUUUUGGUGGAGUCUUUUAGUUGGAAUUGAUUGGUGGGAUGCUGUUGGGUGUACCCAAAGUGCUGCAGAAGAUGGCAUCGUUUCCUUGAACAGUGUCAUUGCUGUACUGGAUGCAGAUUUUCACUCUCUUCCAUCCACACACCACAGACAACAAUAUGGGCCUAGCCUAGACAGGAUCAAAUGUAGGCUUCUAGAAGGUACAAGUGCUCAAGAAGUCAGGGCUAUGGUUCUUGACAUGCAAGCAAGGUUGUUAUUGGAUAUGCUUGGCAAAGGAAUUGAAUCAGCUUUAAUGAAUCCUUCAGCUUUGGUCCCAGAACCAUGGCAAGCAUCCAGUGACACACUAUUUGGUAUUGAUACUGAAGCAAUGUCUGUUGAUCCAGCUCUAGUUCCAAGCAUACAGGCUUAUGUGGAUGCAAUACUUGAUCUAGCAUCUCAUUUUAUUACAAGGUUACGACGUUAUGCAAGCUUCUGCCGCACAUUAGCCAGUCAUGCUGUUACUGCAGGCACCGGUGGGAGUCGAAAUAUGGUGAGCAGUCCUAUCCAAAGUUCUGCUCCUCCAGCAACAACUCAGGGUGCUCAGGGUGGUCUUCCAAGCUCCUCUGGAAGCACACAGAUGCAUGCAUGGGUCCAGGGAGCCAUAGCAAAGAUUAGUAGCAGCGCGGAGAGUGUUCCAAAUUCAGCCCCAAGCCCAAUUAGUGGUCCAUCAACUCUUAUGCCUAUUAGUAUAAACACUGGGACUUUCCCGGGAACUCCAGCUGUUAGACUUAUUGGGGAUUGCCAUUUUCUUCACCGUUUAUGUCAAUUGUUGCAUUUCUGUUUCUUUUUCCGCCGAACACAAUUGCCCCGCUAUAUCGGAGCUGGUCAGAGGAAUGCUGAUUCUUCUUUGCAAAAAUCUCAGCAGUCCAUUCCUCUUGCCAAACUAGAAGAAGCCAACUCUGCUGCAAAAUCUGCAGCAGGUGGUCAUCUUGGCUCUAUUGGAAAGGUAUCUGAAGAUGCCUUGUCCAACCGAUCCAGGAUUGGUUCUGGCAAUGCUGGACAAGGCUAUACAUAUGACGAGGUUAAGGUUCUCUUUCUUAUCUUAAUGGACCUUUGCCGACGUACAGCAGGCCUGGCACAUCCAUUGCCAGUUUCUCAGGUUGGGAGUAGCAACAUACAGAUCCGCCUUCAUUAUAUAGAUGGGAACUAUACUGUUCUACCCGAAGUUGUAGAAGCUUCCCUUGGACCACAUAUGCAGCAGAAUAUGCCACGGCCAAGAGGUGCAGACGCUGCAGGCCUGUUACUUCGUGAGUUAGAACUCCACCCUCCAUCAGAAGAAUGGCACAGAAGGAAUAUGCACGGUGGACCCUGGUCUGAUCCAGAUGAUGUUAAUGGCUCUUCAGUGGAUAGCUCUACACUUGGCCCAUUUAAAGAUGAUUUCGAGUGUAACCCAUUAAAAGAAUACUGUGAUGCUGUUCACUAUGGUGGACCCCGUCGUUUAUGGCCGAGGAAGCGUAGAAUGUCGGAAAGGGACGCUGCUUUUGGGCUGAAUACUUCAGCUGGUCUCGGUGUGUAUCUUGGCAUUAUGGGGUCUCGCAGGGAUGUGGUUACUGCUAUAUGGAAGACUGGUCUUGAAGGCGUCUGGUACAAGUGCAUAAGGUGUUUAAGGCAGUCUUGCACCUUCACACCGCCGGGGACCACUCUGGGAAAUCCGAGCGACAAGGAGAUCGGGUGGGUCAGCCGGUGGGUGUACGGGUGUCCAAUGUGUGGCGGGUCGUGGGUCCGAGUUGUAUAGAAAGGAUGGUAUGGUAUGGUAUGGUCCCAGCAUUGAACAAAUUUCCAGUUUGAUUACAUUUUAUGAUUAUUUAGUUGAUGUCCUCUCUACUUUCGGGUAGGGGUAAGGUCUGCGUACCCACACAUUUCCCAGACCCUACUUUCGUAGGAUUUUUCUGAGUUGUUAUUUAGUUGAUGUGAACAGUCUACUUCUCAGAAGGGGAAUUUAGUGGCUGUCUCAUGGGGGGGUACCCCUGGGAGGAGGACUUUAGGACUUAUGCAAGGGCUGGGAAGAGUAGUUUGUCCAAGUGUACAGAAUUCAUUAUAUAUUUAUUUCUCAAGUACUGUACAUCUCUUUUACUAGUGCUUUUUACACACUUAUAGAAGUAAUCCAGCUUCCCCGGAUUUGAAGUGGCACUAAAAGCAAUUUCUAACG